GUGGCUACUGGCUAGUAGGUUAUAGGUAGUACAAACUACAAGUACUGUAUACCAUAUGUAUACUACCUAUCUAUAAGCCAAAUUUGCAAUAUUUAUUUAUAUCCUAUUUUAACAAAUAUCUCCAAACAAUUUAGGCUGUACAAAGUGAAAACAUGAAAUACAAUAAAUAUAUUCAAUUAGUCAUAAGCAUUUAAAAAUAGAAUAGUUACUUUAUCCGCAUAGUUAUCGUAAGUUAUAAAGCCGUAAAAAUGUUUCAAUAUAAAUAUCUCAGCCGGGAACAUCUCGAGGGCUUCGACAAUUACAAGUAUAUGUCAAAAGAUACGAGCCCCCUGAGUGUUUAUGUAAUGCACCCUUUUUGGAAUAAAGUCGUAGAGAUAAUACCACGAUGGGUUGCACCAAAUGUUUUGACAUUCGCUGGGUUUAUGCUGACAGUACUUGACUUUGUGCUGCUAUCAUACUAUGAUUACGACUAUUUGGCUGCCAGCACUAAAGUUCACAAUGAGACAUCUACAGAACCCCUGAACGGGCAUAUGGAAGUCAUUCCCCAGUCUCUGUGGUACAUCUUAGCAGUAUUCCUGUUCUUAGCCUACACUCUAGAUGGUAUUGAUGGCAAGCAAGCGCGCCGGACGCAGACCUCUGGACCUUUAGGUGAAUUAUUUGACCAUGGACUUGAUUCAUAUUCAGUUUUCUUUAUACCAGCCUGUCUUUAUUCCAUUUUUGGACGUUUAGACUUCUCUAUACCACCUAUUAGAAUGUAUUAUGUGAUGUGGAAUCUACUAAUCAAUUUUUAUCUGAGCCACUGGGAAAAGUACAAUACCGGCGUAUUAUUUCUACCGUGGGGUUACGAUUUCAGUAUGUGGACGUCAACAUUAGUCUUCCUAUGGACGGGUUUAAGAGGCACCGGUUUCUACAAGCGCUAUUUAUUCGGUGGAUACACUCUCGCCAACGCGUUCGAAUGGCUCAUAUACUUUACAGGUGUCUUCACUAAUUUACCUGUCUCAUUAUAUAAUAUAUACCAAUCGUAUAAAUUAAGGACAGGAAAAAUGCGCUCCACAACUGAAGCAAUACGACCGUUGUGGUCUCUACUAAGCAUGAUGGUCGUUUGCUCGAUAUGGGUCCACAAGUCGGAUCGGUUGCCGGACUGUGACCCGCGUGCCUUAUUCCUACUCAUUGGCACGCUGUUCAGUAACGUUGCAUGCCGUCUCAUAGUGAGCCAAAUGAGCAACCAGCGGUGUGAAAUGUUUAACUGGUUGCUCUGGCCUUUGUCGGCCGCAACUAUAAUGUCCCUCAUCUUCCCCAACUACGAAUUAGUAAUGUUUUACACUAUGAUCUCUAUGAGUAUUGCGGCUCAUAUUCACUAUGGGGUUUGUGUGGUAAGGCAAAUGUGUGACCACUUCCGAAUAAACUGUUUCCACAUAAAGCAACGUUCAGAUUGACUCUUAGAUGACAGUGCGUGCUAAUAACAUAACAUUGAAUGCCUUCUGUG
Vanessa atalanta (red admiral) is the source of this 1486-nucleotide messenger RNA. RefSeq names its product ethanolaminephosphotransferase 1-like. The record is from RefSeq and is a predicted model, not a curated record. The coding region runs from base 249 to 1436 and encodes 395 amino acids. Gene Ontology annotation, biological process: phosphatidylethanolamine biosynthetic process. Gene Ontology annotation, molecular function: ethanolaminephosphotransferase activity. NCBI's taxonomy places the organism in Eukaryota, Metazoa, Arthropoda, Insecta, Lepidoptera, Nymphalidae. The transcript has 9 exons. Gene Ontology annotation, cellular component: Golgi apparatus; endoplasmic reticulum membrane.